Messenger RNA from Phaeodactylum tricornutum CCAP 1055/1, 994 nucleotides. RefSeq lists its product with no specific name. The record is from RefSeq and is a predicted model, not a curated record. The transcript has a single exon. The coding region runs from base 116 to 994 and encodes 292 amino acids. Lineage: Eukaryota; Bacillariophyta; Bacillariophyceae; Surirellales; Neidiaceae.
AGAGGCCAGAGAUCUUUACUUUGGUGUUGUUGAGGUAGUAACAGUAUAGUGUGCCGAAGUAUCAUUGCACAGACUACCAGUACGUACCGGCCUUCUGCAAAGCAUUUACAGCACUAUGGACAAUUUGGAACUGCGCAUGGCGCUCAACUCGGAAAUUGCCGCCCAAGCCCUUACGGACGACCUAAAGAAUCGGAAUGCUCCGAUGCAGUUAGAGAAGAAGAAACAGACGAUCGCCAAUACCACGCAAACCGAGUGGAACAUAGGCUCGUCCGUCGCGGAUAGCGGUAGUUCCGGUGGCGGUCGCUUUCGCGAGCACUGGCCGGAGCACUUGCCCCAACCUCCGUCACAGAGAAAACUCAAUGCAGAAGAACUUUCGGCAGCGGAGUCGAGCAAGAAUCCCAACAUGCCCAAAGUUAUUGUUUUUAAUGCGAAUACGCACGAAGGCUCUUCGAUGGUGCGAGUCUUGUCGGAAAAGGGUUUGCACGUGGUGGCGAUUGUACGAAUCGUCACCUCCCGCAACACGAAGAAUCUCAUGAAACUACGCAACGUGGAAAUUAAGGUGGCUGAUCUGAACAACAAGGAUACCGUCAUGAUGGCGGCCAAGGGCUGCUCUCAGGCAUUUUUGCUGACGAAGUACUGGGAACGCUUCGAAAACCCCAUUGAGGAACAAAUGGCCCAAGUUGUGCUAGCGGCAUCGGCUACAGUUGGUAUCAAGCGUCUCGUGUUGGCAACUUUCGAAGACACUCAUGAGCUGCGAACUCGGGGGCGUAAAUCCCAACUUAUGCCAACCCCCGAAGGAAAAAUCUACCCAAACUUUGAACCAAUGAACUCGAUCAACACGGCAGCCAAAAAACUCGGAGUACAAGUUUCGCACAUGUUCACCUCGUUCUUGGACGAGCCGAAUUCGAAGAAGUCGCUCAUUUUGAUUAGAGGUGAAAAUGGUAAGAUUCUCAGUCAGCCAUAUAUUCAAGAUACACCGGGCAGUAAACAGUAA